GUCCCCCAAGACGGAGCAGCAGCAGCAGCAGCAGCAGCAGCAGCGGCGGACCGACUCCAACCAGCAGCAGCUUCUCUCUCCAACUUCACCUGAGUCCUGUGUCAGAUCAUCCACCCUGAUCUAUCACCACCAUGUCUGAUCAAGAUGCCACCCCACAACCACAACCACAACCACAACCCUCUCCUGCCCCUCCUCCUCCCUCUGGACCUCCUCCCAAGAUCACAAACCGCGGCCGCACCACAGCUCCCAUGUCCACCUCCAACUCUGACACAACGGACAUCCCUGAGUUUGAGCCCUUUGGUAUGCCAGGCCCAAGAGGAUUCCCACCUUUGACUGAGUAUCUUGACAUCUGGGAUGUUGACAUGAUGAGGAAGCCAGAUGAGGUCAACAAGAAGGAGCACCACACCCAGUUGUACCACUCUGACCAUCUCAUCGUCCGUCGAGGUCAAGAGUUCCAGGUCAAGGUCACCUUCAACCGUCCCUACAAACCUGAUUCAGACAAGUUCGCUCUGGAGUUUGUCAUCGGCUCCAGCCCUGAGUUCAGCAAGGGCACCUACAUCCCUGUCUUUCCCAACAAGGAACGCCCGAGCUCCUGGGAAGGCCGCAUCACAAACACCGCAGACAGCAUUGUCACAGUGGGCAUCACUCCUGCAGCAAACUGCAUUGUGGGGAAGUACUACAUGUAUGUGGCAGUGGCGACGCCGUUUGGGAUCCGCAGGACCAGGCGGGAUGACAGCCGCAGCCUCUACAUCCUCUUCAAUCCAUGGGCGUCAGCUGAUGCCGUGUUUCUGGAUGAUGAGAAAGAGAGGGAGGAGUGUGUGAUGACUGAGAUGGGGAUCAUCUACCACGGCGCCUUCGACGACGUGGCUGAGAGAAACUGGAACUAUGGACAGUUUAACUAUGGAGUCCUGGACGCCUGUCUGUACAUCAUGGACCGGUCUGACAUGCCCAUCACCAACAGAGGAGACCCCAUCAGGGUGACCAGAAAGGCCUCUGCUAUGCUGAACUCCCGUGACGAUGAUGGUGUGCUGGUGGGGAACUGGAGCGGCGACUACACCUACGGUGUGGCGCCCACUUCCUGGACUGGCAGCACGGACAUCCUGCUCACGUAUGCCAGCAGCAAGAUGCCCGUCUGCUAUGCUCAGUGCUGGGUCUACGCCGCCGUCUUCAACACCUUCCUGCGUUGCCUGGGCAUCCCAUCGCGGGUCGUCACCAACUACUACUCUGCUCACGACAACGAUGGAAACCUGAAGACCGACAUCAUCCUGGACGAGAACGGCAGGAUCGACCGCAACCGCACCAAAGACUCUAUCUGGAACUACCACUGCUGGAAUGAGUGCUACAUGUCCAGACCAGACCUCCCAGCUGGCUUUGGAGGCUGGCAGGUUGUGGAUGCAACACCACAGGAGACCAGUGAUGGCAUGUACAGAUGUGGCCCUGCAUCAGUCCAGGCCAUCAAACAUGGGCAGAUAUGCUUCCCAUUUGAUGCUGCCUUUGUGUUCGCUGAAGUCAACAGUGACGUGGUGUUUUAUUCCCGGAGCAAAGAUGGGACCAUGGAGCCAGUCAAAGUGAACCGCACUCAUGUAGGCCGCAUGGUGUUGACCAAAUCCCCAGGAGACAUGACCCGCCGUGACGUCAGCGAUCAGUACAAGUUUCCUGAAGGCAGUGCAGAGGAGCGCACCGUCCUGGAGAAAGCAGAGGAGUACGGCUGUCAGCGAGAUAAGUCCGAGCUUCCUGUGGCCGAUGUGGAGGUGGUCCUGCCCACCCUGGAGGUCAGCGUAGGCAACGACUUUGACCUGACCUUGGAGUUCAAAAACAGCAGCGAUCAGCGUCGCACCGUGGACGCCUACAUCAGUGGGACUGUGGUGUUUUACACCGGAGUCCCCAGCUCCGAGUUCCUGUUCAGGAACCCCACGGUGACAAUCGGCCCCAACGAAAGUGUGAAGGAAACUGUGACGGUUGAGUCAAAGGCGUAUAUGAAGAAUCUGGUGGAACAGGCCAACCUCAACUUCAUCACCAGUGGGAAGGUCAAGGAGACUGGGCAGAUCGUCACCGCCAUGAAAGUCGUCACCUUGCACAAUCCCAAACUCACUGUCACGGUGUCCGACGGCUGCAAAGUGAAUGAAGAGACGAUGGCGACUGUGGAGUUCACAAACCCCUUCUCCUUCGGCCUGGAGGGCGUCUAUAUUCGCAUGGAAGGACCCGGGCUCAUGCUGCCCAAGUUCAAGUAUUACAGUCUGAUCCCAGCAAGCUCCUCCCUGACCUGGACCGAGUACUUCACCCCGCAGAGGGCCGGCAACAGCAGAGUGAUCGCGUCUCUGGACUGUGCCGCUCUCAGGCAGGUCUACGGCCAGGCGUCUGUCACCAUCGCGCCCUGAGGAUCAGCGUAGGAUCACUGACGCCAGACAUCACUCAGCUCACUAACACACUAUAAGUCUUUAUCGUAGUUAUCUAACUGCAGGCUCACAGCAGUUUAACAGGUGUCGCUUCAGCUUUUUGAUAACAGUGGUGAUAGCUUUAGUCAAAGAAAAGAGAGAUCAGUCGUUUUUAGAAGUGAAAUUUGGUUAAAAAAAAGAGGUUAUUGAACACAUUUUUGAAACCUUAACAGUUUAAGGGCUGCACCAUUAUGGCCAAAAUGAUAGUCAUGAUUAUUUUUGAUCAAUAUUAAGAUUAUUUUUCACAAUUUUUCAUUGUUUUUGGGGACAAAAUAUUUUCAUUACACUUUCACAUUUUAGUAAAUGCUAGUAAAUACUUCCUGCUAAUGUGGUCAUCUUUGCAUUAAAAUAAGACUUAAAAUGAGGUGCUUCUUCACCUGACAUUAGUGCGUCUGACGUGUCUGCCGCAACAUUAAUUCUUCCCGGCCUUCAUACAAUCAUCAUACUGCAGACAGGGUUUAUUUCAGGUGGUUUAACAAGUUAGUUGUGUUGCUUUGCCGUGCAGACAAGUCUCACACACUCUUUGCACGUUAUUUGUUCACUCAUGAAUCCGAAAUACUUCCAGACAAAGGCAGAUGACGGGUGAUUUGCAUUUUGCCCGUCUGCAUUUGCAACAUUCAGGAAAGUUCGUCACAGGCUGCACACGUAGCGGCAUGACAGGUCUUUAAACUUGCAGGCUGGCUGUUAAUUCAGGAGGCGCUUGAUUUUAAUGUGCAGCAGAGUUUCCUACGAGCAGAGCACGCAUUUAAAACAUCAACAUUGCAGUCGAGCAUAGUCAUUUGAUUGUGUGAAGCCAAAAUCGUGAUUGUAAUCAGUAUUGAAUUAAUUGUGCAGCCCUGUCGAAAAAACAACUGAUAUUCUCUUUUUUAUAGGAUGAGCAAGUACACUUUAGGAAAAUCUUUGAUUGCUACUUUCCUACUUACUUUAAAAAAGUUACUUUCACUUAAAAGUUACAGUUACUUUUAACCUAGAAAUACACAAGUACAGAGUGAGUGUGGCUGCCUCAUUCAAUCCUUCACUUCUUCCAAUAUAUCAAGACACAAUAUAACAUUUUAUUCAGUAGUUUUGAGAGCAGUAUGUAGGGUAGAGUUCAGACACUCAAAUAAAAGGGCUCAAACUAAAUAUAGGGCAGUGGAGAGUAAAUAGCUUUGGAUUUCAAGCAGAGUCUAUGUUGUUAUUGUAACUUUAAAACUGCAUUAAUCCAUUUUGGCCAUAAGGGGGCAGAAUUACACAAAAGCAAGCUGACGAACACAGUUGAAGGCUGACAUGUCACAAACACAGCCCCCCUACAAGUCCUACGGACACAGAGCAGCGUUAUUAACCCAGCAGAGUUGUUUUCUGGUUCCCUGAUGCAUUAAAGUUGAAUAUUUACUCUUCUUUUAACUGAGUUUAAGUCUUCACCGACUCCUGAGGAGAUGAUCUGGGUCAUUAUUUGACGUGUGAGCAGGUCGUGCACAGUGGAUUUAUCAGAGCUGGGUUUUCCACAGCUGCUGGACACAGUGAAAUAAAACAAACUAACUGUGCCAUAAAACCAAAACAAUGAGCUAAGAGAGGCUAAACGGCUCCAGAAAAUAUCAGUUAAUGCAGCUUUAAUUUUUGAAAUGCACUCCCACUUCGCAGCCACAGUUAUUAAACUUCAGCAUCAGUGUCUCUACUUGAGAGCUCCUUCCACCGUUUUAUAUCGAACUAUAACAUCUGUUUCUUUGCAUUUUUCUGUGUACAAGAAUAAAUGCAAAUAUCAGCCAAAUAAAAGAUUGACAACUGCACAAUUC
Epinephelus fuscoguttatus (brown-marbled grouper) is the source of this 4207-nucleotide messenger RNA. It is a transcript of the gene f13a1b, whose product is annotated as coagulation factor XIII, A1 polypeptide b. Gene Ontology annotation, molecular function: protein-glutamine gamma-glutamyltransferase activity. Bases 132 to 2378 code for a protein of 748 amino acids. NCBI's taxonomy places the organism in Eukaryota, Metazoa, Chordata, Actinopteri, Perciformes, Serranidae. The record is from RefSeq and is a predicted model, not a curated record. The transcript is spliced from 15 exons. Gene Ontology annotation, biological process: blood coagulation, fibrin clot formation; peptide cross-linking.